This is a messenger RNA of Alosa alosa (allis shad), 3163 nucleotides long. It is a transcript of the gene hells, whose product is annotated as helicase, lymphoid specific. The coding region runs from base 373 to 2955 and encodes 860 amino acids. Gene Ontology annotation, cellular component: pericentric heterochromatin; nucleus. Gene Ontology annotation, molecular function: ATP-dependent chromatin remodeler activity; ATP binding; chromatin binding. Gene Ontology annotation, biological process: lymphocyte proliferation; negative regulation of gene expression via chromosomal CpG island methylation; pericentric heterochromatin formation. The transcript is spliced from 23 exons. The record is from RefSeq and is a predicted model, not a curated record. Lineage: Eukaryota; Metazoa; Chordata; Actinopteri; Clupeiformes; Clupeidae.
UCGUUACGUAGCCGCAUGCAAACGGACUUGUGUAACUUUGUAUUAUUUUAAAUAAUUUAUUCGCGAGUCUGCAACGAGGAGCUAAACCUGCGUCUUUGACACUGAAUGUAAAACAUUGCACGUUUUAGCUUGUAACAGGCACUGAAACUGAAACGUAGCGAACGUUGACUUAACGUGCUGUGGCGUUAGCCAAUUUUGGUAACUCAGCCACUUUAAAGGAAAAUGUUGUAACGUUUUGUUAAAACCAAGUGAAACCGAAGGAAAAGUUAGAAGCUAGUUGUUUUGUGUAACGGCCGUUCACCCGAACUGAAGGGAAACAUUAACGUCUUGAAUUCAACGUGAGACAACAAGACGUCGAAAAAACCUUUAACAAUGAAUGGCGUAAAGCAAGAGGCGCGAAGCGUGUCGCCUCAGUGCCCAAAGCCGAACGAGUCGGAGGAGCCGGAGGGCACCGCAAUGGAGGAAACCGUCCCUGAAGCUCCUGUGAAAGUGGAGGGUGCAGAAGUUGUUAUCACCAAGGAGAUGGAGGAGGAGGAGAAGCUGGCCAUGGAGGAUGGUCAGAGGAAAGAGAAGGCCAUGAUGGAGGAGGCAAGACAGAACUGGGAGAAGGAGACCAAGGAGAUGCGCUUCAAGAGGCUGCAGCAUCUUCUCGACAAGAGCAACAUCUACGCCAAGUUCCUGCUAACCAAGAUGGAACAGCAGCAACAAGAAGAGAAACUCCGCAACGACAAACUGGAGAAGAAAUCCCAGUCUCAGACAUCAAAGGAGAAGGGCAAAGAUAAAAAGACAGACAAAGUUGAGCGAAAGAAGCGUGAAAGGGAUGACGACUACAAAAUAGCUGAUGUGAUGUCCAAAGAGGAAAUCAUGUCCAAGGCCAAAAAGGCCAAGGUUGAGGAGGAGGAAGUGCCAACCGCAGGGCGUAAGCUGGAGGCAGAGGACAUCGAGAAGCUGAGUGACUCGAACGCCGAGAUCAAGAACCGCCUGUCGGAGGUGGUGCGCGACAACGCAAAACGCCUCCUGGACCCCGAUCGGCGGGUCAACGGGCAGCCUGUGCCCGCUCAGCAGCCCAAGCUCUUCACUGGCGGAGUGAUGAGGUGGUACCAGGUGGAGGGCAUCGAGUGGCUCAGGAUGCUGUGGGAGAACGGCAUCAACGGGAUCCUGGCGGACGAGAUGGGCCUGGGCAAGACAAUCCAGUGCAUCGGGCACGUGGCCAUGAUGCUGGAGCGGAAGGUGCUCGGGCCGUUCCUCGUGGUCGCCCCACUCUCCACCGUGCCCAACUGGAUCGCCGAGUUCAAGAGGUUCGCUCCUGAUUUGAGUGUGAUUCUCUACCAUGGGCCGCAGAAAGAGCGUGACGACCUCCUCAAGACGAUGCGUAAGCCGCAGGGCCUGCUGAAGAUGCUCCCUGUGGUCAUCACCUCCUUUGAGAUAGCCAUGAUCGACCGCAGGAAGCUCCAGCGUUUCCAGUGGAAGUUCCUGAUCGUGGACGAGGGCCACCGCAUUAAGAACCUGAACUGCCGUCUGGUGCGCGAGCUCAAGAUGCUGAGCACAGACAACAAGCUGCUGCUCACGGGCACGCCGCUGCAGAACAACCUGGCCGAGCUCUGGUCACUCCUCAACUUCCUGCUGCCCGACGUCUUCGACGACCUCAAGAGCUUUGAGUCCUGGUUUGACCUUGACCGCAUCAGUGAAGAGGCAGAGAAUAUUGUGGCCAAGGAGCGUGAGGAGAACAUCCUUCACAUGCUUCAUCAGAUCCUGACGCCGUUCCUACUGAGGCGUCUCAAGUCGGACGUGACGCUGGAGGUCCCGCCCAAGAGGGAGAUCCUGGUGUACGCCCCCCUCACCCCCAAACAGGAGACGCUCUACUCCGCCAUAGUCAACAAGACCAUCGCCAAGAUGCUGGGACAGGACAAGGAAGAGGAGGCCCCUGCAGUGCUGAGCUCCACGGGGAGGUCUAAGCGAAGGUCCAGAAGGGAGGUGGACUACACUGAGCGGGAGGGAGAGCUGCCUGAUGACCUGGAGAAACACCUGGAGAAGAUCCAGAAGGAGAUGGAACUGAGAAGCACUCCAGUGGUGGACGUGAAGCUGCAGAAGUCUCUGGACGUGCAGAUCAACCUGAAGCUGCAGAACAUCCUCAUGCUACUCAGGAAGUGCUGCAACCACCCGUACCUCAUCGAGUACCCCCUGGACCCCGCCACUGGGGAGUUCAAGGUCGAUGAACAGCUAAUUGAAACAUCGGGUAAAUUUCUGAUUUUGGACAGAAUGCUUCCGGAACUGAAGAAGAGGGGGCAUAAGGUGUUGCUGUUCAGUCAGAUGACGACCAUCUUGGACGUCCUGAUGGACUACUGUUACCUGCGCGGCUACGACUUCAGCAGGCUGGACGGCAGCAUGUCUUACACCGACAGAGAUGAGAACAUGAAGAAGUUCUCUAACGAUCCCGAGGUGUUCCUGUUCCUUCUGAGUACACGGGCAGGAGGCCUGGGCAUCAACCUGACCGCCGCUGACACGGUCAUCAUCUUCGACAGCGACUGGAAUCCCCAGGCGGACCUGCAGGCUCAGGACCGCUGCCACCGGAUUGGCCAAACCAAGCCUGUGCUGGUGUUCCGCCUCGUCACAGCAAACACCGUGGACCAGAGGAUCGUGGAGCGCGCCGCCGCCAAGAGGAAGCUGGAGAAGAUGGUCAUUCACAAGAAUAAGUUCAAGGGUCGUGCGGCGGACCUAAAGCAGACCAAGAGCGCUGUGAACGAGUCGGAGCUCAUGGAGCUGCUCAAGUCCCGAGACUACGAGAAGGCAGUAAAAAGCACUAAAGGGAAGGUGAUCAGCGAUAAGGACCUGGCGUUCCUGUUGGACCGCAGCGAUCUGCUUGAUCAAGCGAAGAAGCAGAGCCGCAAGCAGGAGAAGGAUGGAGUGUUCCGCGUGGUGGAGGACAGACAGGAAGCAGGGAUCACGCUGAGCUAAGGCUCCGGUUCCGUUCGACCCGACCCAGGAAAGCCACGGACCCCACGUCACCGGUGCCUGGGGCCCACCUACAGUUCUGUUCCCAGCCGGAGCUGGAUCCGAUACAACUCACCUUAAGCUGACCCCUCUCUCGGCCGUGUACAAAGUAGACAGGUCUACAUACUAGUGACCUUAGGGUGACUCUCUGCACUUUCCCUUUUUAUAUGUC